Schizophyllum commune H4-8 is the source of this 1860-nucleotide messenger RNA. RefSeq lists its product as uncharacterized. The record is from RefSeq and is a predicted model, not a curated record. Lineage: Eukaryota; Fungi; Basidiomycota; Agaricomycetes; Agaricales; Schizophyllaceae. The transcript is spliced from 11 exons. Bases 1 to 1860 code for a protein of 619 amino acids.
AUGCUGCACAGUCACGCGGGUGACAUGCUGUUGUACACCAGAUGGUCCUCGGCCUCAUUUCCAUUCAUCAUCAUCCACCGCGGCGUCCUCUCCUUCUGGCUCGCCGUCGCAGUCGCCGGCCGAACCACCCAGUUUGCGCCAUCGACUAUCGCUUUCGUCCAGGAUGAGUCGCCUAUCGCGGGCUUUCGGUUCUUCGGGCAGAGGGUACCGCCAUCACCCUCGGCAGACGGUACGAACGGUACGGGCCCCGAGUCUCUUACCGGUGUACUCUCACCGCCGCGCGCCGUCGAGGCGUCCGAGACGACUGCGUCCGCCGCUGGCCUCUCAAGUUCUGACGUCUCAACCGCUUCCAUCGACGUCCCAGCCGCGGCCAGCGACGACUCAAUGACCGAGAUGUGGACCGAGGCGGUGACGGACUGGCAGCGGAAGACGGGCCUUGACCUGACUGUUCCCGACGAUAUUCCUCUCCGCUCUAAGGCAGCCGUGAUGAAUUACAUGGCGAAGAUGGAGAAGGAGGAGAGUGAAUGCGAGAAAGGCGAGUGGGAGACGUUGCGCGAGCGUGUCGACCCGCUGGCGCGCAUCCUCGAGAAACUAUGCAACCCGAUCGGGGAUACGAUCUCGGCGGCCUUCCCCCCGAGCAACAUCAUCUUCGCGGCCGUAGGAUUGAUUCUUAGCGCGUAUAUCAGAACACGCGAGGACUUCGCUCAGAUUGGUGAUGCCUUCAACGAGAUGCGGUUCCAUCUGCAAGUCAUCGAGACUGUCGUAGGCCCGCAUCCCUGGCAAUGGCUCAGUCGAAUUUCGAGUCAGACGCGGCCACUGUCCGAAGCGCUCCAGAACCUACGCCUGCUUGCCACCAAUCAGCAACAAGCAAUGGCUGCUGUCACUCUCAACAAAGUGACGCAGUUGAUGGAGAGCAUCGCCAACGACAAAGUCAGCCAGGAAUGGAUACGCGGGUGCCUCGUUGACGUACUGCGUGCCACCCGAGAACUCCAUGACCUAGGCUCAUCGACGCAGGCAGAAGUCAUCGCCCAUCGCACCGCUCUCCGGCGCAUGGAGUUGGUGCUGUACAAUCAGUCGGAUAAGCUGAGGAAAAUCGAGAUGUUCGCGGAGUGCGAACAGAUUAAGGGAUGGCUUCAAUACGUAGAUCCAUCUUACAGGCUCAGAAAGCUACUGGACGACCGUGCGGAAGGCACCGGCUCAUGGUUCCUCGACGGCGACGAGUUUGCCGCACUGAAGGAGGGUAAAACCAAGGCGGUACUUCUCAGUGGAAGAGCCGGCAGUGGCAAAAGUACGAUCAUCGCUGCCGCAGUCGAAGCGUUGCGUGCCUACCAUGCUUGCGACCCUCAUUCACUCGUCCUCGCCCAUGUCUUCGAUUCCACAAACGCGAGCGCUAGUCAGCGGGAUCUACAUGCACUCCUCUCGACACUGCUCUGUCAGCUCGCAUUCAACAACACUCACUGCGCGUCCAUCAUUUCGGAGUCUCGCAAGGCAAUCGUAGCAAACGGGUUGCCAACAAAGGCUAGGUUGGAGAAAUUGUUUAUGGAGACUCUUCGAGCUACAUCGCUGCACAUCACUGUUGUUGUUGACGCCCUGGACGAAUCCAGCGACGAGGACGGGAUUAUCUCCUUUAUCCGUCGACUUCAGGCAAUCUCGGCCAUAUCUGUGCUUGCCUCACGCCGUCCCGUCAUAGACUCGUCUCAGGUCUUUGGUGCUGUGGUUUGUAUGGAUAGUCACGGCGAAAACAAUGACAUCGAGCUAUUCUUGGAUCUUGCUAUGGCUCAGGGAGGUGAUCUCGAAAAAGUGCGACUGGACCGCGAGGGUGUGCGCGUGAAAUUGCUGGCGGGGGCCGAGGGCAAGUGA